Messenger RNA from Coprinopsis cinerea okayama7#130, 3516 nucleotides. Its product is annotated as alpha-mannosidase. The coding region runs from base 1 to 3516 and encodes 1171 amino acids. Gene Ontology annotation, biological process: mannose metabolic process; oligosaccharide catabolic process. Gene Ontology annotation, cellular component: fungal-type vacuole membrane. The record is from RefSeq and is a predicted model, not a curated record. The transcript is spliced from 20 exons. Lineage: Eukaryota; Fungi; Basidiomycota; Agaricomycetes; Agaricales; Psathyrellaceae. Gene Ontology annotation, molecular function: alpha-mannosidase activity; carbohydrate binding.
AUGUCCUGCCACCAUCGUUCAGGAUAUUCACCAGCUUACCCGCCGCCGCCGUCGUCUGCGACGACGACGACGAGCGGGGACUACCCAGAACUCAAUUACAGCCCUGGUGCUAAAUGGAUCAAGCACCUUACCCAGUCGAGGUUGAACAACUUCCAGGGCGGGCAUUUCAACGACUACAAUCUCUCGUCUGUUCUCUUUACACAGAGGAAGGAUAGUCCUGAAUAUGUCAAGCUCAAGGUUUGGAGCGCGCCUGGGCAGACCAAACCGACGUUCGAGGAGGCCAUGCAACAGAAGUUCAGGACUGCUCGGAAGACAGUCGAAUUUGACCCAGGAUGCGAAGCGAUGAUUUACAGUAUGGAUGGAACACCUCUUCAAGGCAUCACAGGUGGAUUCGGCGGUGACCGCCGUGUUGACUACAUCAUCCCACCUGAAGCCCGUGCCCGAGGUGUUCACGAGUUCGUCAUCGAAUCAAGCUGCAAUGGCAUGUUCGGCGUCCCAUGGAGCGGCGAUAUCAUCGCUCCUCCUGACAUGAACCGGUACUUCCGCCUCGCUUCAGCUGACCUUGUCGUCCCGAAUCAGGAAGCAUGGCGGUUGCUGUGGGACUGGGAGGCAUUGAAGCAAAUCAUUAGCAACGUUCCAGGGAACACUAUCCUUCAGAACAAAGCCUUGACGGCGGCCAACGAGAUUAUGAACGUCUUCGACAAGGGCGAUUUGGCGGCCAUUCUCAGAGCACGCAAGUUGGCCGAUGAAGUCUUUGGUGAAGGAUGGGAGGAGAAGGGCGCGGACAUCUACAAGGAAGGGCCCGAAAGACCCACAAUCUGGGGUAUUGGACACUGCCAUAUCGACUCUGCUUGGCUGUGGCCUUACCGCGUCACCCAGCAAAAGGUCGCUCGUUCAUGGUCCACUCAGAUAGAUUUGAUGGAGCGCUACCCCGAACAUCGCUUUGCAUGCUCGUCCGCCCAGCAGUACAAGUGGCUCGAACUUCUCUACCCUGCACUCUUCCUCAACGUCAAGCAAAAGAUCGCUGAAGGAAAGUUCCACCCCAUUGGAGGCUCGUGGGUCGAAAACGAUGGAAAUAUGCCUAGCGGAGAAGCGCUGGCCAGGCAACUUGUAGCUGGACAGCGAUACUUUGAGACUAGGUUUGGUAUCCGAUGUGAAGUCGGCUGGCUCCCUGACAGUUUUGGUUUGACUGGUGCAUAUCCUCAGAUUAUGAGGAAAGCGGGGAUGAAGUACUUUUUCACGCAGAAGCUUUCGUGGAACAAUAUCAACAAGUUCCCGCAUAGUACUUUCAACUGGGUUGGUAUCGAUGGCACUCAGGUCCUGUGUCAUAUGACGCCGGUCGAGACGUAUACCGCGCAAGCCACGGUUCAUGACAUCAAGAAGGGGUUGGAGAACCACAAGAAUCUUGAAUCCUCGGAUACUGCGCUACUUGUUUUCGGAAACGGUGAUGGAGGAGGCGGACCAUUGUCGAAGAUGUUGGAGAACCUUCGUCGAAUUCGAGCGGUCACUAACAAGCAUCGUGAACUUCCUCCUGUUGAUAUGGGACAUAGUGUUGAUGAUUUCUUCCAUGAUCUUGAGAAGACGUCCGGGGAGGGGAAGAGGUUGCCGAAUUGGCAUGGGGAGUUGUACCUCGAGUUCCAUCGUGGCACGUAUACGUCGCACGGAUCUAUCAAGAAGGGAAAUAGGCACUCGGAGAUUCUGUUGAGGGAUGUUGAGCUGGUCGCGUCUCUGGCUUCCCUCUACAAGUAUCACAAGAACAGCUAUAUCUAUCCCAAGAAAGACAUUGACGAAGCAUGGGAGAAGGUUUUGUUGAAUCAAUACGCCGAGCAGUUGUACGCUGAAGUGAAGCGUGACGGAGAAGCGAUCCUUGAAGAAGCGCUCUCCGUCCUCUUCCCCAACUCUAUGCCUCUGACAUCCAACACGCAGUCCAAGGCCCUCACCGGUGGCGCCAAGGUUGUCGCCCUGAACACGACUUUCUUCCCUCGCCUGGAUGUCGUCCAGGUUCCUUUGGGCAGCUCUCCUGGAGGCAAUGGUUGGGGUUGGAGCACUCCUGGCGGCUCCACGCAAUCUAUUCGUUCUCAGGUUCAUCAAGUGAGCGAGGAUGGCAAGGUUGGGUGGGGGAUUAUGCAGUGUGCGCGAGGUGGUGGAGCGAUUGGCGAGUUGGUCACUGGUAGUAAUGAGUUGAGGGCUAGGUUGAAGCCUGUUUCUGUUUAUACGAAUGGAAGCGAUCACUUUGUACUGCGCAAUUCGACUGUGCAGUUGACGAUUUCUGAGGGCAGGAUUACCAGUUUGCUUGAUGUUCAACUUGAUCGUGAGUUGAUCCAGGAAGGCCAAACUGGUGGAUUGGUCAUCUUCGAGGAUAGGCCUAACUACUGGGAUGCCUGGGAUGUUGAAAUCCACCAUCUUGAAGUGAAGAAAUCGCUCAAGUUUUCGAAUGUUUCUGUCGUUGCUCAGGGUCCUCUCUAUGCUGCUGUUCGUGCGGAGGUCAAGUAUGGGCAGAGUACGAUCGUGCUUACGAUAUCCUUGGGUGCUACAACUGCCACUGUUCGCGAGAACUCCCGCUCGUUCUUCAACUUUGAAGCUGUGGUUGACUGGCGUCAGCGACACGAGUUCCUCAAAUUUGAACUGCCCUUGAGCAUUCACAGCCCCAAUGCCACCUACGAAACCCAGUUUGGCCAUGUUCAGCGUCCAACGCACAAGAAUACCACUUGGGACAUGGCCAAGUUUGAGGUUUGCGGUCACAAGUAUGCCGACCUCAGUGAGUUCGGAUAUGGUGUUGCGUACCUUUCGGAAUCCAAGUAUGGAUUCUCGUGCUUGGGUAAUUUGUUGUCCAUUAGUUUGUUGCGAGCUGCUACUGCUCCGGAUGCUGAACAGGAUCAAGGCGAACACAAGUUCUCGUGGGCUGUUUAUCCCCACGAAGGGCAUUUCCUGGAGUCGGACGUUCCCGUUGCUGGAUACCUCUACAACUCCCCUCUCCGCGUUCGAGUUGUUCCUCCAGGCACCGAAGACCUUCUCUCGACCCAUCGUCCCCUGUUCGCCAUCGACGGUGCGCGCAAUGUCUUCCUCGAGACUGUCAAGCGUGGCGAGUACGACUCGUACGAUGCGCCUUUCACUCUCGAGUCUGCGGACUCGGACUCGGAGGGUGACGAGCCGGCUGCGACUAGGACGACGCUCGUGUUGAGGUUGUACGAGGCGUAUGGUGGGCAUGCUUCCGGCAACCUGCUCAUCUCGAACCGUCUCCCCGUCGUUGAGGCCUAUGAGACCAAUCUCCUCGAGGACGAUCAGGAUGCAGUUGGACUUCGUCUUCUGUCCGUUCAGUCUGCCAACAACAACGAGGAUGGUGUCAAGUCGCAUUCGUGGGGCAAGAGUAUUCCGUUGAAGUUCAGAGGAUUUGAGGUCAAGACGAUUAAACUUGUUCUUGGUGCGCCUCCGAGUCCUCCUCCUCGGUCGCAGAAAACUGGGGAGAAGAGGUCUAGUUGGGUGAAUGUUGAUGAGGAUAGGUUUAUGGAUCUUUGA